AUGGGGAAUCGUUCUCGUCCGAGUGUGGCAAAGGAAGCCAUGGAACCGAUUGACGAAGAAGCAGAGAGUCCUAGCAGGGAAGCACAACCGAGCAGAUAUCGUCAGUUGAAGUGUUCCGAAGCAAAAUCGGGGGAAAUGUACCUCGACCGGAUACCAAACUUCCAUUGCAAAAGCCUGCCUUCAAGACGCCUUGAGGCAAACUCAGAAGAUAGCUUCAUGCAUAGUCGUGGUUCUAUGUACCAGAGCUCCAGUGAUGUUAGCAGACUCAGGAAACUCCAAGACGGGAGGAAGAAAUUAGAUUCUGCGUACGGAAGAGAUACAGUUAUGUCAUUUGGGACUUCAGAUUCAUCCACCCAGCCAAGCACAAGUGGAGCUUGCUUGGUUCCUGAACGAAGCCGUUCAUACAAGUCGAGGUCUUCUAUUAACAGAAGUUGUGAAUCUAUUCAAGAUGCCAGGGAGUUUCUGGACAUUUCUUCGCGCGAGGUUCCUUAUCAGAACUCGAGGGCUGGAAGGCCACGAAAGGACUGCAAUUUGUUGACAGCUGAUGUAAAAGAUGAUUUCCUACAAUUACCUGUUGAGGAAGACACCGCUAAAUUUUCCUGCGGAAAUACGGCUCCUCAUUUGCUAGAAGGCAGUUGUAGUGAAGGUACAAGAUCAAGCUGCCAAUAUCCUCUUGGUGUUCAUUCUGAUGCAAUCAAUCAUGGCAAAGGUGAUUUGGUGAGUAAUCUGCCCAAGUCAUUGUCAGCUAAGGCGUGUGUUUCUGAUGAUGCCUGUCCAUCAGAUAGUGGUGAUGGUGUUGACGGCAAGAAAAAAGCUCGAUCUAAUCCAUUCAGAAAAAUUAUGGAUCCUUUCAUGAAGUCCAAGUCUAUGAGGAAUCCCUCCCGCAUGGAGAUGGUAGAUGAGAAAUGUGGCAAUCCACCAGUUAGAGGAAAAGAUAGCGCACUGCGCAAACCUUUGUUGAGUGGUAACGCCAGAACUGAACACAGCUCCGCACCUACAUGCCAGACAAGUGGGGAAGCCCGUCCUAUGACCGUUACUUCAUCACCAACUCACCUUCAUGCUGUUCUUAAACUGGAUCCUGAUGAGGGUGCUUUUGGUUUCGAGUUUUCUACCAAGGGUCUGGAAGAAUCCAUUUAUGCUAAUACAUGGAAAUCCGGAAAUGAACUGAACUGGAUUUACACUUUCCAUAGCGCUGGCAAACGAUCUAGUGCCGUGGGAAGGACCUCCAAGGAUAGGCGUGGGUGUCCUCCUCCAAUUGUUGGUCAGAUGCAUGUGUCUUCCUAUCUCUACUCUGAAGUUGAAGAAGAUGGUAUUUUGAAUAACUCAGCCACUAGCGAGUUUGUUUUGUAUGACAUUGCUCAUGCCCGACGGAGCUCUGCUGUCGAUAUAACUCAACGUAAAGAUGCCACCCAACCACCAUUCUGCAAUGUUGUCCGUAAUUCAAUCUCUAGAGAGUCUCUAGAGAGAAAUAAUAUGCUGGAGCGGAGAAGUACUGCAAGAAGUAACUCAGACGCAUUGGCAUCUUGUCUUUGGUCCCAAGAAGAUCUGCAUCCUCAUUUGGAGGUUGCAGCUGUUGUAAUCCAAGUGCCGUUCCACAAAACAGGGUCCAAAGAAGUGAAAGCUGGCUCAGCACCUGGUACGGUCAAAGUGGUUACAACAGGCGGGGCACACGGGUUACCAAGAGAUGAUGACACCAGCCCAUCACCGUUACUUAACCGUCUGAAGAGCGGUGGACAGUGCGACUGUGGUGGAUGGGACAUGUCUUGCCCAAUCGUUGUCCUUGACAAUGCAUAUGAUAGUUAUUGGGUUGAUUCUGUGAUGAAUGAAAGCAAGCAUCCUAUGGAGCUAUUUGUUAAGGGUAACCAAGAAGUUCUCCCUGCUCUUUCAAUGAAAGUAGAUGCGAAAGGGGAUCUCUCCGUGGAUUUUCAUGCACGAUUAUCAGCACUGCAGGCAUUUUCAGUCUGCAUUUCAUUGCUUCACUGCUCUGAAGCUUCUUCAGCCAUUGGUAUAGAGAAAUUCAAGCACAGGCUCUAUUGUAGCUCAUUGAAGAUACUCUUGAAAGAAGAAGUGAAGCAGUUAAUUGAAACAGUAACAGGGAAAGAGAAGAAAAAAGUGAAGAGGAGGAAAGGAAAAACUCCAUCUAUUGUCAACGGCCCUCCCUUCUCACCCAUGGGAAGAGUAUAG
This is a messenger RNA of Lolium rigidum, 2184 nucleotides long. RefSeq lists its product as uncharacterized. Lineage: Eukaryota; Viridiplantae; Streptophyta; Magnoliopsida; Poales; Poaceae. The record is from RefSeq and is a predicted model, not a curated record. The transcript is spliced from 2 exons. The coding region runs from base 1 to 2184 and encodes 727 amino acids.